CUUCUACUAAAAAAAAAAAUAAAGUUUAUUCCAUCCUGGCUUAUAUGCAUGUCAAAUAAAACAAACGAGAAAGAAGACGGUCCCCCCUUCUAGUCAUCCAAGUGCGGUUAAUAAAAAAAAAAAGAUUUUUAGGUCACUCUACAAGUGCUGUGCAUAAAGAAAGAAAUGAAAAAAAAAUAGAGACUUGGCUUUUUUAAAAAAAAAAAAUAAUAAUAACCGCGCAGCAAAAUUAUUUCCCUUACCUCUUUUUUCUUUUAUUUCUUAAUGUCGACUCAAGUGCUUUCUCUUUAUCGUCAAUUCCUUCGUCAUGGCAAAAAGUUUGCUUCUUAUAACUUUAGGGAUUACACCAUUCGCCGUUCAAAAGAUGGAUUUCGUGCCAACAUGAAUGAAACAAAUCCUGAAAAGAUUACUGCCUUGCUCGAAAAAGCUAAACAUGACUUGGAUGUAGUGAAACGUCAAGCUGCGAUCAGUCAAAUGUAUACUAGAGGUGAACACUUGGUUGUUGAAAUACCUCGUAGAGCUUAAAUACCUAAAUAAAUAAAUAUCAUUUUACCACACACAUACACAUAUUGUCAUGAAUGUAUAUUUGAGAUAAAAAAAUCAAUGGUGCAACAUGUCCAUUCAGCGACCUUAUCUACCUCAAAUGCAGGCCAGCCAUUGUGGGAAAAAAAGGACACCGUUCGUUGGAUAAAAAAAAAGAUUGCUAUAAAAGGAAAUAAGUUAAGUGUGAGUCACAAUGGGC
Molecule: messenger RNA, 742 nt
Organism: Rhizopus microsporus ATCC 52813
Lineage: Eukaryota; Fungi; Mucoromycota; Mucoromycetes; Mucorales; Rhizopodaceae
Exons: 1
Coding region: 265-525 (86 amino acids)
Biological process (GO): iron-sulfur cluster assembly
Cellular component (GO): L-cysteine desulfurase complex; mitochondrion
Source: RefSeq, a predicted model, not a curated record